CAGCGCGGGGGUACGGUACGAUAUCUAGCACAUCCACUAUAUGCGUCAAUUGUGUAUGCUGCUGCUGAGCUCAACCAAAUGCUGUCAGUGACUCAUUUUCAGUCAUAAAAUAUACAGGUUUACGUUAAAUCCUGACAUCAUUGAUGUUUUCUGUUGAGAUCUCUGAAAAUCUGUGACACAGGAAUACACUUUCUACGGAUAUUUUUGUCAAAGAUAAGCUCCAGCGCACCGACUUCGGCACUGACUGACAUUUUGACAAUACAAUGUUGAUUCCAGAAUAAUUCUACGUUUCGACGGCUAAUCCAGCGCCGUAUCUCGAGAGAAUUUUUAGGGGAAAUACGAUCGUUUCCUGGUGAUUAGAAGGGCAAAUCUGAUUUUAUCAAUUAACAUUUUCGGAUUCUGUGUAUUUUUAUCUCUUCAUCAUGGGUGAAUAUUACGGAAACCCACCGCCUUACAGCACAAAUCCGCCACCUUCAGCUCAGGCUUAUUAUUCACCGGGACCCGGCGGUGGAGGGUACGCCGCUGACUACCCGAACGCGUACAGUGCUCCUCCUCCUCAGGCAGCCGCAACUGCUCCACCGAUUUCACCGCAGCCUUCCACUCAGCCUCAGAGAAACUCUGGAGUUCCACAGCCACAACCAAACAGAAGUAGGAUGCAAAAGAAGAAAAAGCAACAGCAGCAACAACAACAACUUCUUCAACAACAGCAGCAGCAACAGCAGGCCAGGCCGAAAAUGCAACGACAACCCAGUGCACCAUCGGAAAUUAGUCUGUGCACAAAAUAUUCACUGUUCUUCGCAAAUUUUAUAUUUUGGCUUGCUGGUGUUGGGCUUAUAGCAAUCGGAGUAUGGGCAUGGCUAGAUAAGGGAUUCUUUGGUAAUGUAGACACAUUUGUCACAUCAUGGUACCUGGAUCCUGUAUUAUGGUUUGCCCUUGUUGGUGUCAUCAUCUUCUUCAUGGCAACGUUUGGUUGCAUUGGUGCACUCAGAGAAAAUAUUUGCCUUCUAAAAACGUACAGCACAGUUCUUGGUCUAAUGUUGCUUCUAGAAAUUGGAGGAGGAGUUGCUAUCUAUUUCUACAGAAAUCAAAUUGAGUCAUUUGUAACAGACAAGGUAGACGAUGUAGCCAUUGUAAACUACAGAGACAACCCUGAUUUUCAAGAUAUUAUUGAUGGUUUCCAGAGUGGGCUGCAAUGUUGUGGUGUAAACGGCUUUGAUGACUGGGACUUAAACAUCUACUUCAACUGCACAACAGUGGCCGGCCGGUACAACCCAGAGGCUUGUGGAGUUCCUUUCUCUUGCUGUGUGCCGGAUCCUGCUGAUACUACUGAUGUUGUUAAUACGCAGUGUGGCUAUAAUGUCAGAUCACCAGAUCAGCGUAACAGCAUAUCAGAGAAGAUCUAUGAACAGGGUUGUAUCUCUGCUCUGAAGGCGUGGCUUUCCACCAAUCUGGUCGUGGUAGCGGUUGGUGCUGGUGCCAUACUACUUGUACAGAUUUUUGGAUUCUGCUUUGCAACUUCCCUCACAAGCGACAUCAGACGUCAGAUGUCAAGAUGGCGACGGCAUUAACGUAUGACACCUCGCUUUGUCUGGGAUGGCAAAUACUGGGCCAACCGUAAGCAAACGGCCUUCUGAUUGGGCUGACCAAAGUUCCAUCUGGUAGAACCUAUUUGGCUGACAACCUUUUAUACUCAGCAUGCAUGAGGCGAAACUCUAAGGUGUGUUUCACAAGGUUUUAGCCUCAUGCUCACACUUUGACUUCAACAUUGAUACAUUUUAUGAGAGAUGAAAAUAUUGUUAUUGAUCUUUUGGAAAAAGAAUCUACCUUUUAUACUUUUUUCCCUUUCUCACUCACUUUUCUAGAUAUAUUACCUAUACUGUAGUACAAAUUUUGAGAGAUACUCUGUGUAAUUGUGAAUUUUCUGAAACCAUGAUGUUGCUUACAGGGUUAUUGACAUGACAAAACACAGGUAUCCAUUUAUUUCUAAUUCAAAUUUAUUUGGACCACAUAAAUCUACUCUCGGCCAAUCAGAGGCUAGGAUUUUUGUAGCUUAUAACAAAUAGUGAAAAUCACAGACUGUUUGCUUGUUACAUACUUCCCUGAUGUGAAAUCACAGAUUCAGCAAAGCUGAUAUAAAAAAAGGGCAUUUCCAUAAAAUGUGUACAACCGACCCAAUGUGUAGGUGAGUCCUUUCUUGAAAUUUAUUGUCUCUAAUUUUUGGUUUGUUGUAAUGCUCUCAAAUGAUCAUGACUUGGUCAGUUUAUGAAGAGAAGUAAAAUGGGGGUCAAAUGUACAAAAAUGUUGAUUAUUUUACAGAAUUGCCCAAAAGAUUUUUUUUUUAAAACCUUUGUUUUAAUAAGUUGAUAAUAUAAAAAAAAGCUUUGAGAAAGUUGUUUACAAUCAAUCAUAAUUGAAAGUACUGUACCAUGCAUUAAGGAAAUAAAACUGUAAAUAAAUAUGUGUAAUUGUAUGAUCCUACUCAGUUUAAGUUUUAUGGCUUGGCUAUGUGAUUUUAUAAGAUAAAUUAUUUUGAAAUUCAUUUGGUUUGUAUUUAGCAUCAACCAAUCUGCACCAACUCAAUAGCACAACAUGCAAUGCUUUCUUUUAAUAUCUUUACAUGUUGAUUGCUUCAAAUAUUAAUAUGAAACAUAAAUAUAUAGAAUACUCUAAUGUAAAAUGAAUAGCACCAAGUAUGAAAACAAGGUAUUAUUUGCUCUGAGUCUUUGUGCUUAUGACUAUCCCCUCCCAUGCAAUGAUUGUUUAUUGUUAUUUUACUGGAAAUAUUGUCAAUAUAUUUUAUGUUGUAUGAUUAAUUUUUGCAUGGAAAUAAAGAAUCAAUCAAUUAUCAUUAAAUUGUACUUUUUUGUUUAAUAAAUUGCAGUGUGAUGCCCCCCCCCCCACCGAAAAAGGUUUGGGGGUAGAAAGAAAGGGUUAGAGAAUAACUUAAAUAUUUUUAUUAUUGAAAUUUCUUCUUUGUCGGUUUAGUAGGUUCAGGAGGGGGAAGGAAUGGGGGGGGGGGGUACUGGCUGAAUACUAUGUAUUGCCACAGGUACGUGUAUGAAUUUGUGUCUUUCUUUAAAAAUAGGUUCACUUUACUAGAGUUUGUGAUAUGAUAGUCUUUCUGAAAUACUUUUGUUUAUGUAUUUGGUCACGGGAUAAGCCAGGCUGAACUUUUUCUGAUGACAUGCCUAAGUUGAAUUUUACUUCUUUUUUUUGUUAGAAGCUUUGUUUUGGCCAGGGUAAUUAUGCUGCAUUACCGUAGAGUGCUUAGAGACUUCUGAUAAAGUAUGUGUUAAGCGCUAUAAUAGGAGCAAGUAUAAUUAUUAUCAUUAACAGCAGCAAGAGGCUUGCUCAUGCAUUUUUUACAUCAGUAACACAUCAAUUUGGUGAUUUUGAUAAUAAGCAGACAAAAGAUUGUUUCUCGGAAGGGAAAUAUUCUUAACAGACAUUCCAAUACACUGUAGAUAUUAUCGUCGGUUAACAGUGUUUCAGGAUUUUAGACACACCAUUCAAGGCUUUUCUUUUAUAUUUUUUCCCCAUAGAAUACCAUGGUGUAGUUUCAUAAAGCUGUUUGUAGGUCACGAACAAGUUUAUGAAUGACUGGUGAUCCUUGUGGUAAAUCAUAUACAUCAAUUUCAAUUGGUUUUGCUUUAGCUCCUAAGAAAGUGUCACCAGUCGUCCUUAAAGUUGUUCAUAAGUUUGUUGGUAAAGUUGCUUUGAACAUCUUUGUGGGAGACCCCCUUCUUUGUGGUUUAACAGUUUAACAGCUUUAACAGUGAACAAACUUUCAUAUUGUUCACCAUCAUUGUUUUCAUCAUCAUUUAUCGGUUUAAGGGUAAGUGUAUCUCAUAAGAUAAAAAUUCUAGAGGUUUUCUUCUCAUCGGGGUGUAAUGUAAGAUGAUUGAUAGACAAAUUUUUUUUCACUUUUAUCGGUCUUAGUGGACCAUCAUUUACACCAAGCAAGUUGCUUUGAACAUCUUUGUGGGAGACCCCCUUCUUUGUGGUUUAACAGUUUAACAGCUUUAACAGUGAACAAACUUUCAUAUUGUUCACCAUCAUUAUUGUUUUCAUCAUUUAUCGGUUUAAGGGUAAGUGUAUCUCAUAAGAUAAAAAUUCUAGAGGUUUUCUUCUCAUCGGGGUGUAAUGUAAGAUGAUUGAUAGACAAAUUUUUUUUCACUUUUAUCGGUCUUAGUGGACCAUCAUUUACACCAAGCAAGUUGCUUUGAACAUCUUUGUGGGAGACCCCCUUCUUUGUGGUUUAACAGUUUAACAGCUUUAACAGUGAACAAACUUUCAUAUUGUUCACCAUCAUUAUUGUUUUCAUCAUCAUUUAUCGGUUUAAGGGUAAGUGUAUCUCAUAAGAUAAAAAUUCUAGAGGUUUUCUUCUCAUCGGGGUGUAAUGUAAGAUGAUUGAUAGACAAAUUUUUUCACUUUUAUCGGUCUUAGUGGACCAUCAUUUACACCAAGCUAGUCUCUUGUAUUGUGGAUUUCCUGCAUUAAUUUGUUGUCUGAAUGGCUAAUAUAAUACUCCUGAAUUAUUGUUGUACUUAACAAUUUUAAAAUGUCAGUUGCCAAUAUGUGAGUGUGUUCAUUAUUUCAUGUGUAAUAUUACAAAAAUAAUAUUACAUCAUGUUACUGGAUACAGUUAUGAGUUUGUUGAAUAAUAAAUGAGAACGUAUGUAAGUCAUUACCAUCAUCGAUUACGAUCAAGGUUAAACUUUUGAUCAAGUUUACAGCUGUUUUUUAAAGUGUGAACAGGGCCUCAUUGCAUGAGAAAUUUUCAUAUGAUGUACAUGCACGUGCAAGUGUGUCAUUCACACUUUGCAAUUUGUAUGAGUUUGAUUCCACGUAGAUGAGAUUACUUUGCUUCAAACUGCUCCUAAAAGCAAAUUAACAUAUCUUUUGUUUUACCACUAUAGUAAAAUGAAAUAGUAUUUUCUGACCACAAGUUGAAAUCUAAGAGACAGUAACUUAUCAAAUUUUCAUCAGAUAAAUUUUCUACAAGCAUUUCAAUAUUACAUUUUUUUUAGGUAUAUAGCAUUUCAUCCCUUUUUUUUGUCAAAAUCAUCUUUGUCAUUUGGUGUUACAAUCAGAAAAGCUCUUGAAGAUUUCAUGAAAUGUUGAUGCCUGUACUUAAUCCAGAUCUAAUAAGUUUCUCUAAUAAGAGACGUAACCAAAUAUCACCCAUUCAAGUGUUGAUCUUCUGAAAGUGCCUUUUGCUUUUCUUUUGUUAUUUUAUAUGAAACUACAAGUACUUCUCCGUGCAAAGAUAUGUUUAUGAAGUCUUCAAUUCCAAUAGGUGGUAUAUCCUUUCCUGCUAUAGAGCAAAACUCCUGUUUACCUUAUUUGAGUUUAAGCGGAAAAGUGAUGUCACAAAAUGCAUUUUCAUGUGGUUGCAUUUAAAAUCGAGAUUGAAACUUCCGUUGAAAGACAUGUCCUUGUCUGAAUGAUGAUGCGAUGUGAUAUAUCCAAUUUUCAUUUUGUACGGAUUUAUAACUGUCUUGAAAUGGCUGUUUGGAUACUGACCAGAUAGAAAGUGAAUGUAUUUUCAUCAGUGAUGAGACUUAACCACCAGUGAAACUUGUUAUUUGUAUUGUAUUGUAUUGAUUUGUGUAUGAAAACCAAUCAUUUUUCUUGCUCCUUGUUGAGAACCUUUCUUCAAUCUCAUGUGGUUGCCAUUAGAGCUGCAUCAAAUUGUUGAUAGGUCAGUUAUCCCUCUGGUAAGUCUGAUCAUGAGCCAUGUCAAAAAAUAGAUUUUCUCAGUUUACUUGUUCAAAAUUUAAAUUUCAAACUUUGAUCAUGUUAGCUGAUAGACACCUACAUGUGAUGUAUAUUUACUUGAUAAUGAAAUUAUAACUAUCAUUGCAAUUAUAUGAUGAGACUUAUUCAGGAUAAUGUAUGUGUGCCUAUAUUAUGAACUCAUGAACUUGUUCUUAGAAUUUCAAGGGAAAUCCAACUUCUCUAAAGACUUCUUUUAAUUGCCCUUGUAAAAAAAUGUAUCAAGUCUGAAGAAAAUGGACUAAAAUUGUGAAAACGGACAAUCUUGUUUAAGUUAUAUUUGCUGAAAAUACUUAAAUACUCUUUGAUUUAUAGACAAAAGAUAAGUUUGUUGCGGAAAAGAUCAUAACAAUAAUAAACAUAGAUGAUAUUUCAUGUUUCUGCAGCACUUCAUACAUGAAGACAAUGUCUAAAAAUGCUUUCCAGAAAUAUUAUUCCACUGGUUGUUAGAUUCUGACUCGCCCUUUCUCCACUCCCUUAGAAGUGGAAAUUGCUUUAUUAUACUUGUAAUUUUUCCUUUGUGGAGGCUGAUGCUAUAAAUAUUUCUUUUCAGUUUCUAUCCCCCAAAGGGAUUAUUCUCUAAAUAUACAUGAGAUUAUGGCUUAAUCUUGAAUUAAAACAACAUAAAAUAUUCUGCUUUAGGAAAUGACAAUUUUUAUCACUUUGGUAAGUGGGAGCGAAUGUGAAAUUUGUUUAUGACUAAACCUCAUGAAAAUAAUGAUUCUUACGAUCACAAGAUGUAUGAUGAUUGUACUAGAUUUUACUCUCAGCUCAUCUAUGUUUCUUUAUCAGUUAUUUCCCAUUAAUGACUAAGAAUUUUUAUUGUUCGCCCAGUAUAGCUUUCAUUUUCAUUAUUUUUCUGAAUUAUCGCCAGUGUGCUUAGAAAUUUUUUUGGGGGGGUUUUCAGAGAAAAUUAUUUUAUGAAAGUUGGAUUUCCCUUUAAAUAUGUAACAGAUUUCAACUUCCGUGCAGGAAUCAAUGCAUAUAGAUGUAAAAGAUCAUAUAAUUGUAGUACAAUUUGUAUAUACAUGUAUAUCUUAAUCAUUAUAUACAUGUUAUGUAUUCAGUGUAAUGUAAAUAUAUGUUAUAUGAAUAUGAAUAUAUGACCAUACUUGUAUACAUAACAUUAUUCUUCAUGCGAGUAUCUGUAUACACAAUGGACUUACUAGAUAAAUUUCCGAUAUAUGAUGAAAUGAAAUGAUUUUGUUGGAUUACAAAGAUAUUUAUUUCUGCAAGGUGACUUUUCUCGUCAAUUCUUUUUUAAAUUUGAUAUAGAUUUGGCCUCAGAUUUCCCUGAAAUCUAUUUAGGAAAACCUUUUCAGGAGGUAGUGAUUAAUAAAAGAGAAAUAACAAGUCUCAACAAAAUAAAAGAUACAUGUGAAAAAGCUUUAUUGAUAUCUAAUGACAAACUAUUUUCAAGCAUAAUUUUCUAACAACAUUCCUGGGAUUUUUUUUAUUCUACUUUAUCCCUGAUAAGUUGAAACAAAAUUACUUUUAUGAAGCAUGUUCGCUAUCAGGUUCAUACAUAUUUGUCAUGUAAUUGUAGCAUUGCAUGAAAUUCAUCAGAAUGUAAAUAUUGGAUCACUUAUACCUGUAGCUGACUAUUUUGUAGCAGAUUUGACUUAUCCUGUAAUAUCAAUGUCAAUUACAUCUGUCUACAAUUGUUUAUUAAUCAACAGUAAAGUCUAUAUUUAUUCAGUUUAUAUAGAUGUGUGUGUGUUUAUAUGUAUUAUGAGAUUAUUUUAGGUGUUAUGUUAAGUCAUUUUAUCUGUCAAUCAGAAUGUUUCAUUUGUCUCAUUCUUUUUAUGUUUUUUGUUUUUGUUUUGAUAAUCGGUAUUGACUGAUACCACUUCAGAAUCUUUGACAAGACCCUUUAACAUGAAGCUUUGCGAUUGAUCAUGGAGAUGAUUUCUACGAUUGAUCGCCGUGAUUAUUGUAUAUGAUCAAUGGUAAAAAUCAUUCACAUGAUCAAUCGCUAAGUUUUGUGUUAUGAGGCCUUGAUAUAUUAUUGGCCAUUUUUAGUUUGUUCUGAUUUCAUAAACCUGGAAAAAGUAAGGCAAAAUGUGUACAUUGAAAUACUUUUUGACAUCUGGUAUGUUGAGUAAGCAUUUUUAAGGUUUAUAACUCCUUAAGUUUAUUGAUAUUGUCCCUGGGGUUGGUUGACAUAAAUUGUUAAGAAUUUAUUAGAUCCAUGUAUGUAGUUGUACAUGUUAACGUCCAUGAUUUUGAAUAUGUGUUAUGGUGUUUUAAAUCUUUUUCUUUAAAUGAUGUUAUAAAUGUCACAAAAUGUCAGAUGAUCUCCUUCAACAUAUAAUAUGAAAGUAUUAUCAUGUUGGUUCAUACACAUCUAUAUAAGUGAUCACCUUUUCAAGCAAUGCAACUUUUCACCCAUUUCAAAACCAUGAUGAAUCAUUGUUUUUAUUAUCUCUAAUGCACAGGUUCUCUGUUCAUUUCCUAAUGUGACAUCAUCUGAGCUCUCUAUAUAUCUUACAUUUUUGCACCAUGAUAAAACAUGGCUUAAUUUGCUGUAAUUAAUGGACAUUUUGCGCCACACACAUAUCUAAGUCAAAUAUGUGCUGUUCUUCUCGAUGCUGUACACAUUAUUGUUCACACUUUCAGUGAUUCGUGAAUAUGAAAUUCACAUUUUCAUUUUCUUCUUCGAAAUUGUAAUUAUGAGGUGUAGUAUUUCAUUUCACAUUGUGAAGAAUAGUCAGAUGCUGAGAAUGAAUUAUUUAUAAAUCACAUCCAUUUCUUGAAAUUUGAGUACUUUCCUUUGUUCCAUGUAUGCAUGUCGUAGACAGUAGUAUACCAUCCAUAUUCAAUUCACUCAGCAAGUGAAAAGGAAAUGGGGAGGGGUCAUUUAGACUACUUUGACUGAAAAUACAUUUACUUUCAGUCUAUGGCAAGCCAUCUCUACCAAUAGUUGCUGGAUCAUUCUUAGAAAUUGAUUUCCUUAAGAAUAUGCAAAUUUUGGUUCAUUAAAGAAAAGUUUUCACUAAAUUUUAGUUCAUUUUUAAGAAAACAAAAAUGUCCUGAAAUUUGCAGAUUUCUGUAAAAGUCUGAUUGUCGUUACAAAUCAUUAGUUUCAUAGCUCUGUGAAAUUUUUGCCAGUGUUGUUCUUUUGACACCGCCCCCCCCCCAUUUCUUUUAUAAAUCCUGAUUGAAUGUAUAGACCAAGGCCUACUUUGUGUUUGAUAUCUAUAAUGGAAUGGAAUAUAUUGAAAUUAGGUUUUGAUUUUAUGAUAUCUUUAUCACUUGUUUUGUAUGAAUAAAUUGUACAUUAUCGU
Lytechinus variegatus (green sea urchin) is the source of this 9065-nucleotide messenger RNA. Its product is annotated as tetraspanin-5-like. The record is from RefSeq and is a predicted model, not a curated record. Gene Ontology annotation, biological process: regulation of vascular endothelial growth factor signaling pathway; protein localization to plasma membrane; protein maturation. Lineage: Eukaryota; Metazoa; Echinodermata; Echinoidea; Temnopleuroida; Toxopneustidae. The transcript has 9 exons. Gene Ontology annotation, cellular component: membrane. Bases 423 to 1568 code for a protein of 381 amino acids.